This is a messenger RNA of Fusarium coffeatum, 2079 nucleotides long. RefSeq lists its product as uncharacterized. The transcript has a single exon. The record is from RefSeq and is a predicted model, not a curated record. Gene Ontology annotation, cellular component: 90S preribosome. Bases 1 to 2079 code for a protein of 692 amino acids. Gene Ontology annotation, molecular function: ATP binding; nucleic acid binding; RNA helicase activity. Lineage: Eukaryota; Fungi; Ascomycota; Sordariomycetes; Hypocreales; Nectriaceae. Gene Ontology annotation, biological process: maturation of SSU-rRNA.
AUGGAUAUCCUCAAGGUUCUAUCGCGUGGAACCAAAAAGACCCGAAAGGGUUCCCAAAAUGCCAGCAACGCUCAGCAGAAGCUUCCCUCUGCUGGCACCACCACGAACCCCCAGCUGUACCACGAUCAAGUCCGCGGCCAGAAGCGAAAGCGAACAAAGAAUGAACCCGAGCCCGAAGUUCAAUCAGAGCUGCCCGAAGUUGACUUCUUUGCGCCCAAGCCUGAGCCUGUCGCUAAAGAAGCUGUCGAGACGGAGGAACCUGUCCAGGCGCCCAAACCUACACGAUCAUCCCAGACAUUGAGCGAGGACGAGUGUCGCCAGCUUUUGCGAUCGCAUCGACUUAAGAUUACUCUACUUUCAAAGCCCGAGGAUCAGUCCAAGGUUAAGAAGAGCAAGAAAAAGAAGAAGACGGCCGUCGAGGUUAAGAAGGAUAGCAAGAAACAACUCUUCCCACAGCCCUUGGAUUCUUUCGGCGAGCUUCGACAAGCCUAUGGCCUUUCGGACAAGGUUGCCGAUAACCUGGUCUUCCAAGGAUACCGUGUCCCUACUGAAGUUCAAAUGGGUAGUUUGCCUCUUUUGGUUCACCCCCAAGCUGCCUUGAAGGAUGAGGAUGGACUGGAUGGAGGUGUCGACUUUCUGGCCAUCGCCCCUACAGGAAGUGGAAAGACGAUCAGUUUCUUGAUUCCCGCCAUCAACAACAUCCUGCGCAGGCGUUCUGAAGAAAAGACUGGCGAUAUUCACGAACUCGAGGCCAUCGUUGUUGCGCCAACCCGAGAACUGGUGCACCAGAUUGUUAGCGAGGGACAAAAGUUGGCUAAAGGCACUGGCCUCAGGGUUGUCUCGAUGAAGAAGCAAACACAACUAUCAGCUGAGCAAGUGGACAUGGCAGAAGACAGUUCAGAAGACGAGGAUAAAGAGUCUGACUCCGAGGAUGAUGACAAGAAACCUUCCGACGACAAGCCCAAGCAGAUCACCAAGGCCGAUAUCCUGGUCACUACACCCUUCCUCCUACUCAAGUUCCUCACAUCUGGACCACCAGGCACACAAAAAGUUUUGCCUACUGUUCGAGAUCUGAUAUUGGAUGAGGCAGAUGUUCUGCUUGAUCCCCUUUUCCGAGAUGCUACAAUGGCUGAUUGGACAGCAUGCACAAACAACAACCUUCGAGUAUCAUUCUGGUCCGCUACCAUGGGUUCAAACAUCGAGGUCAUGGUCACAGAGAAGUUGACUUCAAGAGCAGAGUCAUUGGCUAUCACACCGAAGCCCUUUGUCCGGUUAGUUGUUGGUCUCAAGGAUACAGCUGUGCCAAACAUUGCUCACAAGCUCAUCUACACUGCAUCCGAGCAGGGUAAACUGCUCGCCCUGCGACAACUUCUACAUCCUACAGGCGCCGUCGAUUCGGGUCCUCCACUACGACCUCCUUUCCUGGUGUUCACUCAGACUAUUGACAGAGCGACUGCUUUGCAUGAAGAGUUGCAGUAUGAUAUUCCUCUCGAGGCUGGUGGUGCAGCAAGAAUCGCUGCUCUCCACAGUGGCCUUACUGAUUCUGCUCGUUCAGCCAUCAUGCGCAAGUUCCGCGCUGGUGACAUCUGGGUCUUGAUCACAACAGAUGUUCUUGCUCGAGGUGUGGACUUUGCCGGUGUCAACGGUGUUGUCAACUACGAUGUGCCCGGAUCCAGCGCUGGCUACGUCCACCGUGCUGGACGAACAGGUCGCGCUGGUCGUGAAGGUGGCGUUGCAGUCACUUUCUACACCAAGGAAGACAUUCCUUUCGUCAAGAUGGUUGCCAACGUGAUCGCUGCCAGCGAGAAGCAGGCUGGAAAGACAGGAGACGAGGCUGGUAUUCAAAAGUGGCUGCUCGACGCCCUGCCAAACGUUGGCAAGGCAGACCGCAAAAAGCUCAAGGAGAGGGGUGUUGAAGCCCGACGAAGUGGCACCAAGGCCAAGAUUACAUCCAAGAGUGGUUAUGAGAGACGCAAGGAGAACAACCGUCGCGGCGCUAUUGAAGGAAGCAAGAAGAGAAAAUUGCAAGCGAACGAUGACAGUGGUGAUGACGGAGAAUGGGGCGGUUUCGACGAUUAG